GCUGCGGCUCUUGUCACUCAUUCGCUGUGCUGCUCGGAGCGCAUUCUGUGUCAGCGGCAGAGGACCAAUUCAUGAUAUCACGGCAACCUGAAACAGGGACAAAGCAUCGUAGUCAUUUAGAUAAUAACUGAACCCAACUCUCUCUACCUAUUCUACACGGAGCAUACCUUUGGACGCGAUUGCAAUGCUUCAGAUAAGGGAUCUCAUUUGGACGUUGCUUUUCUUUGGUUAUGCAGCUGCCUUGCAAGUGGAAAUCACUCCGGCCCAGGGAGAGAUCAGCGUGGGAGAGUCCAAAUUCUUUUUGUGUGAUGUUCUUGGAGAUGCUAAAGAAAUAGACUGGUUUGCACCCAAUGGGGAAAAGCUCCAGCCAGGCAGACCAGACAUCAGCAUCAGCAAGAAUGAUGAGUCCUCGUCAACACUCACAAUCUACAAUGCCAACGUCGACCAUGCAGGCAUGUACAAGUGUGUGGCGAAAAACGGGGACAAGGAAUCUCAGGGCACUGUCAUCGUAAAAAUAUUCCAGAAACUCACUUUCCAAAACGCUCCAUCGCCUCAAGAGUUCAACGAGGGGGAUAACGCCGACAUCAUCUGUGACGUCAUCAGCUCGCCGCCCCCAACUAUCAUCUGGAAGUUUAAAAAGACCAGAAUCCAACCCGAGACCGAUGUCCGUUUCAAGGUCUUAAGCAACAACCACCUCCAGAUCCGCGGCAUCAAAAAGACAGAUGAGGGUGACUACACCUGCGAGGGCCGCAUUAUGGCCCGGGGAGAAAUCGACCUCAGGGUCAUCAAGGUCAUUGUCAAUGUUCUGCCAAGUAUCAGGACCCGCUACACUGAGCUUAAUGCCACUGCAGACAUCAACCAGGCCGUGACGUUGGCCUGUUACGCAGACGGCUACCCAGAACCCACCGUCACGUGGGCACGAGCUAAUAUCGUGCUGGAAUCUGAUGGAAAGUACAGUCUGAAUGAAGAUGGGUCGGAGCUGACCAUCAAAGACGUCACUAAGCUUGAUGAAGGAGACUACCAGUGCAUCGCUAGAAACAAGGCCGGAGAGAGGAGCGAGGAAGUCUCACUCAAUGUGUUUGUACAGCCCAAGAUCACUUUCUUAGAAAACCAGACGGCAUCUGAAUUGGAGGAACAGAUCACAUUAACGUGCGAGGCCACAGGUGACCCCACUCCCAACAUCAUCUGGAGCUUCGGUCGCCGGGUCUUCACCGAGAAUGAGCAGGCUUCAUGGACUCGACCUGAGAAGCAUAAGAGUCUGGAUGGCAACGUGAUCGUGCGCGCAGCGAUGCCCGUGUGUCCUCUCUGACUCUGAAAUACGCAGUUCACCGAUGCUGGCCAGUACCUCUGCACUGCCCGUAACUCCAUUGGUCAGGACAUCCAGAGCAUGUACCUGGAAGUGCGCUAUGCUCCGAAGAUCCAAGGCCCUGCGGCGGUGUUCACCUGGGAGGGUAAUCCGGCUAACAUCACCUGCGCCGCGCCACCCGGCGCCUCCGCUUCGUGGUUCCGUGACGGCCAGCUGUUGCCUAGUGCUAAUACCACCAAUGUCAAGAUCUACAAUACUCCUGCUGCCAGCUUCCUCGAGGUCACUCCAGAGUCCCAGAACGACUUUGGCAGUUACAACUGUACGGCAACAAAUGUCAUCGGCACAGAGUCAAAGGAAUUCAUUUUGGUUCAAGCAGAUGUGCCUUCGGCCCCCUCUAUCGAGCGUGUGGAGCCGUAUUCCAGCACAGCGAUGGUGGAGUUUGAUGAGCCUGCCUCAAGUGGAGGAGUGCCUAUCCUCAAGUACAAGGCUGAAUGGAGGAUAGCAGGCCAAGACUGGACUGACAGAGAGUAUGAAGUUGACGAUGGUCUCAACUUGAUCACCAUUGUUGGGCUGAAGCCAGAGACCACGUAUGAGGUCAAGAUAUCAGCCAUCAACGGCAAGGGUGAAGGAGAGAGCAGCGCCCCUGAGAGCUUUAAAACCCAACCUGUCCGGGAACCUAAUCCUCCUAAACUGGAGGCUAAGCCACUGUCCACAGGCAACGAGAUGAAGGUCCACUGGAUCAAGCAGGAUGAUGGGGGCUCUCCCAUCAAACACUAUCUAGUGCGCUACCGAGCUAAGAAUCGCCAGGAAUGGAAGCCGGAGAUCCGUCUGCCCAACGGCAGUGAGUACGUUGUUCUGCGCGGUCUGGACUGGAACACGGAGUACGAGGUUUACGUCAUUGCCGAAAACCAGCGAGGACGAUCUGAACCCGGCAAACUCUCCUUCAGGACCUUGCCAGAACCCACCGCCAUUCCAGGUACGGCCCACCCCCUAGCCCUGAAGCACAGCCACUGCCAGCCAGCGCAGCCAACGGCCCGACCGCCUCAACCCUACCCCCGUUAACCCUAUCCCACUAGC
Molecule: messenger RNA, 2383 nt
Organism: Puntigrus tetrazona (Sumatra barb)
Lineage: Eukaryota; Metazoa; Chordata; Actinopteri; Cypriniformes; Cyprinidae
Product: neural cell adhesion molecule 1-like
Biological process (GO): cell adhesion
Cellular component (GO): membrane; neuron projection
Molecular function (GO): protein binding
Source: RefSeq, a predicted model, not a curated record